This is a messenger RNA of Sphaeramia orbicularis (orbiculate cardinalfish), 2721 nucleotides long. It is a transcript of the gene tex11, whose product is annotated as testis expressed 11. The transcript has 29 exons. The record is from RefSeq and is a predicted model, not a curated record. Gene Ontology annotation, molecular function: protein binding. NCBI's taxonomy places the organism in Eukaryota, Metazoa, Chordata, Actinopteri, Kurtiformes, Apogonidae. Gene Ontology annotation, biological process: meiotic cell cycle. Bases 1 to 2721 code for a protein of 906 amino acids.
AUGGAGCAGUUUCUUUCAAAGAUUAAAUGUCUCACAGAAAACCUGUUGCAGAAACAGCUGGUAGACAAUGAUGAGGUGAUAGAGGAAUUUUUCUCUGAAAUUUCUAGCAUUAAGGAUUUCCCUAAAAUACUGGAUCCACAGCUGGAGGAAUGCGCAGUUCAUCUGUGGAACUGGGCAGUUACCAAAAAUGUAGGCAACAAUAUAAAUAAAAAUCAAAAGGCCAAAGUGCAACAUAUUGCAUGUAGCCUGCUCUACUGCUGUGAACCUGAGAAUCCAACAGAGGGCGUCCUCCGCAAGCAGAUCCUGAUGGCCAGCAAAACAGGAAGAACCUGGCUAGACUGCAAAGAUCCCCAAAUGGCAGAUCACUUCUUAAGGCUUGCUGUCAAGAGCCUGGAAACACUUUAUAGCCAGCUAAUGUCCAGAGUUGAAGAAGCUGACAUCAACUCAUCCAAAGGGGAUGUGGAGAAGGAUCUACUUCGCAUCCUCUCAUGCCAGGCAGAAUCGGCUUUAUGUCAAGGAAAUAACAAUGAAGCUGUGGUCUACAUGCAGCGCUGUAGAGAAAUGCUUUUGCGUUUGCCCAAAGAAACUGCAUAUGUCUCCCUUAUGUGCUACAACUUUGGAGUAGAUACUUACCAGCUGAAAAAGUUUGAGGACAGUUCAUUUUGGCUGAGCCAGAGUUAUGACAUUGGAAAAAUGAAUGAGAAAUACUCUCCUGGAUCAGAAAUCCAGGCCAAGAUUUUGAGACUUCUUGCCACUGUUUAUCUAGAGUGGGAUUGGCAGAGAUUUCAGGAGAAAGCCCUUAAUGCUGUCAGCCUCGCCAAUGAGGAAAGUAUUAGUGUCUCUGGACUGUACUUAAAGAUCAGAAUACUCCUGAGGUGUGGGGCCCCAGAUGAUCAUAUCAGAGCAGGACUUAAUGAAAUGCUACAAUCUGAUGUGUCCCUUGAAGUGUGUCUGAGCACAGUGAAACUACUCAUGUCUGAAGACAGAGAAGUGCUGGGAUUUGAGUAUAUGAAAUGUGUGUGUCUGCACUUUGAGUCGUCCCCUGACUUGGGAAGUGCUCUUGUUUUGCACAUUGAGCUCCUUCUGCACAGGGGCAAGGAGCUUUUGGGCAAGCAGAAGAUAGAGGAUAUCAUCACUGGCCAUUAUACAGGUAAACAGCUGACCCCACAGGCCCUCUCCAGACUGCAUGUUUUACUGUGGGAUAAAGCAUCCAGACACUUUGAGACAAAGAACUAUUCAGAAUCACUGCAGUGGUAUAACUACUCCCUGAGUUUCUUCAAGGCAGGUCAAAUUGAUCCCAACUUGGCCAAACUGCAGAGGAACAGAGCUUCCUGUUUCUUGCAACUAAAGCAGCUGGAAAAGGCUAAAGAAGCAGUAAAAGAAGCAGAGAGAUGUGAUCCAGAUAGCAUUUUCACCCAGUUUACUGUUUACAAGAUUGCAGUACAGGAGAACAAUGUGGAGAGAGCUGCAGAGGCAGUGAAUGCGAUGGGACUUUUGUCCAAGAGUUCUACGUCUGCCGAGGACAAACUGCUCUUAUCUGAAAUUGCUGCCUCCAGUGUUCUCAGUCUGGCUGCUCAGAUUGCUCUAGAGAAUGAACAGCAAGACACUGCAAUGAAGGCACUGGAGAGUUUGUGUGAAAACUCCAAAGAUGAGGUUCAGGUUCUCACUGCUCUCAGGUGUUUGAUUCGACUUGUGCUCUCCACAAUAGAAAAAUCGAGUGAUGAGAUGAGGACUGUCAAUCUGGAUGUUCUUCUUCCAUAUUUAAAAAUGGCUCUGCAGAAAAUUUCUCAUCAUUCUUGCAUGACUGUUGAUCAGCGAUCAGAGGAAGCUAACUGGUUCAGGAAGAUUGCUUGGAACUCAGCCUUGCAGUGUGAGAGCAGUCCUGACAGGAUGAGGGAUUUCUUUGUGCUCUCAUACCAGCUUGCCCAGCUGUGCCCUCCCGAUCGCACAAUCCUCAUGGGCCAGAAGACAUGUUUGCUAAUGGCUGCUGCUGCCUCUUUGGAGCUCUGCAGGAGGUCUCCUCCCCUUACCCAGACAGAAGAGCUCACUCAGGCCCUGGAGCACAUUCAGAUCUGCUGGGAGGUCUGGAAAACUCUGAAAGCAUCUGGAAGCUUCCCUUUGGACCCAACAGAUACAUUGCUUCUGUUGUAUGAAUUCGAGGCUCGUGCUAAGCUCAAUGACCCCAAGGUUGAAACAGUCCUGGAAUCUGUCUUGGAGCUAGAAAAUGUUGAAACCAAAGUGCUAGAAACAAUCGCAGCCUUAGCCAUGGAGUCUCCAGCCCACUUCCCUUUGCUGUGUAAGAAGGCCUUGAGGGUUGCUCUGUCUCUGCACAAGAAACAGCCACAGACCGACCUAUCCCGCUGCAGCAAGUGUGUUCACAGCCUGAUAAAGCUGUCCCUCCCAAACGGUGUCUCUGAAGUGGAGGCCCAUGUGCUUGAGGAGGUGUGGGACUACUAUGAGGAGGCUCUGUCCAUCAUCACAGCCGCACCGGAUGACUUCCCAGAGAUGGAGACCCUGUGGCUGCUGACUCGAGCGUGGAACACAGGGAUACUGAUGUACAGCCUAGCUCAGUACCCUGAGGCUGAGAGGUGGUGCGGCCUAGCCAUGAGCUUCAUCCGCCACCUGGGUUCCCUGCGUGAGAGCUACGAGACACAGAUGUCCCGUCUCUACAGUGAAAUCCUGGACAGACUGGACAAAGCCAAGAUCAUUACCAUACAGUAA